UAGAACCCUAAAACUCAUUCUUUUCUCUCAACGAAUUGAAAGUUUGAAACCCACUCCAGCCGAUAAUCCUUUUCACAUACGCGGGGAAAAAAAAACAGAGCAUUUCAGAAGCUGAUGGCCGGAAAAACAGGGUCUACGCCGGCGACAUAUUCGCCGUCUCCGGCGACGCGGAAGAAGAAGAGAACUCCCAUUGGUGAUGCUGAUUGGGUUCGCCCCGAUAAUCGUAGCUUCUACCAGUGCCGUCCUGCUUAUCUGAGGACUGGUGCUGUGAGUACAGCUGCAGGAUCAGCAUAUGCAGAGUUUGGAAACACCAAGGUCAUCGUAUCUGUGUUUGGGCCAAGGGAAAGUAAGAAGGCAAUGAUGUACAGUGAUACAGGACGCUUAAAUUGUAACAUUAGUUACACAACUUUUGCCACCCCUGAUCAUGGACAGGGAUCAGACAACAAGGAGCUUUCCUCAAAGCUACAUAAAGCUUUAGAGGGUGCUAUAAUUCUGGAAUCCUUCCCAAAGACUACUGUGGAUGUUUUUGCUUUGGUAUUGGAAUCUGGUGGAAGUGAUCUCCCUGUGGUCAUAUCAUGUGCUAGUCUAGCUUUAGCAGAUGCAGGAAUUUUGCUGCAUGACUUGGUUGCCUCAGUUUCUGUGUCUUGUCUUGGAAAGAACCUCGUCAUUGAUCCCGUUUCUGAGGAAGAAAGCUACCAAGAUGGAAGCUUAAUGAUUACUUGUAUGCCUUCACGUAAUGAGGUCACUCAACUGUCUAUAACUGGAGAAUGGUCAACACCAAAGACUAAUGAGGCAAUGGAGCUAUGCCUUGGUGCUUGUUCUAAACUAUGUGAGGUUAUGAGAUCAUGUUUGAAAGAUGCUGUUACUGAUUCAAAAGAAUAGACCAUGGUACAUGUGUAGGUCAAAAUUACAGAAUUAGAUAUUAGUUUGCUCCUAUCAGGCCGGUAAAUUUGCAAUUCCCGAUUAAAGUUUUCCACACUGCCUGAUUUUUUCCUGUGAAUUCUGUCAAUCAAAGGUUUUGGUUCGCUAAUUAGGUUCUCCGUUAGAAUGUUUGAUUGCAAUGAAGCAUUGUUUAGAUAUAUUGGCAAGAAUAUUGAAAUGAAGGAUCCUUUACUCUC
Molecule: messenger RNA, 1118 nt
Organism: Nicotiana attenuata
Lineage: Eukaryota; Viridiplantae; Streptophyta; Magnoliopsida; Solanales; Solanaceae
Product: exosome complex component RRP41-like
Exons: 7
Coding region: 115-882 (255 amino acids)
Biological process (GO): U4 snRNA 3'-end processing; rRNA catabolic process; nuclear mRNA surveillance
Cellular component (GO): cytoplasmic exosome (RNase complex); nucleolus; nuclear exosome (RNase complex)
Source: RefSeq, a predicted model, not a curated record